CGUUCAUAGGUAAUCCGGUUACCUCUAUCUGCCCUGCUAGCAGCAUCCUCCAAGACAGCAGCAUGGCAUUUCCUAGUCGCGGCUGCAUUACCUGCAAAACCCGGCGCAUCAAGUGCGAUUCGGUCCAUCCGUUAUGCGGCCGAUGCCAGAAAGCAAGCCGAGAUUGUGUUUGGGAUCAGAAUCAAGAAGCUGGUUUACUAUUCAAGGAUGAGAAUGCCUUUGCUCAAGGCAAACCCCGGCGUCCUUGGAAAUCGAAGGUACAAGAAGUAUCAUCCUUCGUUCCGGCGAAAGAUAAAGCAUUGCAGUUCUGGCUUGAUAAUUACGUAUUCCGAGACGACGAAAUUCCCGAAUUCGCUCGAGAAUAUAACCACUACUUGAUAGCUCACCGUGAUUCAGCCAAACAUAACUCGAGUCUUCACCUAAUUACAUCGGCCUUUUCGCACGCUGUGUUCAGUCGUGUGAUGCAGUCAGGCGAGUCGAUCGAAGAAGCUGAGAAGCUAUUCGCACAGAGUAUUGAGAGCGUGCAAACAGAGAUUCGUCAGCUAUCGCAGAGCAACAUCGACGAGCUUCUCCUUACGACAAUGCUGAUGGCUGACUACAAGAACGUAAUGGAUAGAGAAGGCUGGAACCGUCAGAACCAGGAUGAAGUUUCACUUUUAAAUCCCGACGUGACUGGGUCACGGAUAUGGAAGAAUGCUUAUCAUUACGAUGGAGCCACGGACCUCUUAAGGCAACGGCAACAAAAUAGAUGGACGUCGAAUCUUCUUCUCGAUCGAACCGUAAGGCGACGAUUAAUUCGGGUAUGCAUUCUCCGAGGCAUAUCCGUUCCUGAGUGGAUUCGAGACGGGGCCCAGUUCGGUGAGGAAGGCCCCGUUCUAAUCCUCGAUUCGAUCAUGGUCCGCGUAGCCGCUCUCCGUGAGAGAUCACUUUGUCUCUUUCUUCCGAAAAGUGCAAGAUUCUCAACUCAGCCGCAUCCAGGCGAUCUUGCAGCCGAGGCUCGAUCACUGGACGCCGCAUUAGAAGUGUGGUCUGCUGCACUCCCUGAAGAUUGGAGAUUCACCACACGGUCGGACUCUACGCCGGAUUUUACCUUUGAUGGAGUAAUCCAUGUCUACGCCACGUAUGGCCACGCUGCCAUAUGGUGUCGAUACAACGCUAUUCGUUUAAUUGUCAACAGCAUCCGUAAUAGGGCGCUCUCCGUCAUGGCCCAAUGCUCAUCUCAGAUGUUAUCUGUAGCCCCAGAACAGGAUAUAUGUCUAGGAAAGACGACAUCCCUAGGAACAGACUUGUGUCGCAGUAUUCCAGUCUUCUUUACCUCUAUCACCGUGGAAGGAAACCCCACGGGAGCUAUGGCCAAUGAUAAUAUUGUUCACGUUAAUCAAGAAAUCAAGCCUAAGUUAGCGACGCUCCUAGCAUGGCCGCUAAUCCUGGCGAUCAAUACGGAUAAUAUCCCAGAAUUCCAAAAAGAGUGGCUAAAGAACAAAUUGAAGUCUAUUGCUAACACUUUAGGAGAUGCCAUUCUUGAUGCAGCUAUCGAACAAAAUGAACUGAUGUUCUAGAUACAGUACAGAACCUCCCUACUUCUCAAAGAA
This is a messenger RNA of Daldinia vernicosa, 1592 nucleotides long. RefSeq lists its product as uncharacterized. The coding region runs from base 63 to 1559 and encodes 498 amino acids. NCBI's taxonomy places the organism in Eukaryota, Fungi, Ascomycota, Sordariomycetes, Xylariales, Hypoxylaceae. The record is from RefSeq and is a predicted model, not a curated record. The transcript is spliced from 4 exons. Gene Ontology annotation, molecular function: zinc ion binding; DNA-binding transcription factor activity, RNA polymerase II-specific. Gene Ontology annotation, biological process: regulation of DNA-templated transcription.